AUGUUUCAUAGGCAGUUGGCUAAACUCUGCUCCAAGGCGGCGGCGGCGGCUGCGAUGACCCCAGCGGGGGGGAAGUCACCGGAAGAGGGGGAGAAGACCGCAAAGGAACUGGAAAAAAGCCAGCAGCGCAAGCAGAUAUUUAUGCAGAAGUUUCGUGAGCGCUUGGCCAAUGACACGACGGGUAAAAACACACUGGAGGGAUUCAUGGAGCUUCCCGAAGGAAUUCCACCCACGGCGGCGGCGGUUGGCCCUCUGAAGCGGGGCGCGGAGCCGCUGCCGCCCUGGUUGAAGCUGAAGGUUGCAAAGGGCUUUUCACAGCGGCCUCGCUUUAACAGAAUCCGAAAGUCAAUGCGAGAGAAAAGUCUGGCAACCGUGUGCGAGGAGGCCAAAUGCCCCAACAUUGGAGAGUGCUGGGGUGGGGGCGAGGAAGAGGACACCGCGACGGCGACGAUCAUGGUUAUGGGAACACACUGCACACGAGGCUGUCGCUUCUGUUCUGUGCUGACAAGCCGCAGGCCGCCCCCACUGGACCCAAAUGAGCCGCAAAAAGUGGCAGAGGCCGUCGCAGAAAUGGGUGUUGAUUACAUUGUGAUGACCAUGGUUGACCGUGACGAUUUGGCGGACGGUGGGGCUGCGCAUGUUGUGCGGUGUGCGGAUGCUAUUAAGGAGAGGAGCCCUCAGCUGCUCCUCGAGGCGUUGGUGGGCGACUUCCACGGUGACCUGAAGCUCGCAGAGACGGUUGCCUCCUCACCGCUUAGCGUGUAUGCACACAACAUUGAAUGCGUGGAGCGCAUCACCCCAAAUGUGCGUGAUCGUCGCGCGACGUACCGUCAGUCACUUAAGGUACUCGAGCACGUCAGCACCUUCACCAAGGGCGCGAUGCUCACAAAGAGCAGCAUCAUGUUGGGCCUCGGGGAGCGGGAGGAGGAGGUCCGGCAAACCCUUCGAGACCUACGCACUGCCGGUGUUUCGGCGGUAACGCUCGGCCAGUACCUGCAGCCCUCACGCACGCGUCUGAAGGUGAGUCGGUACGCACACCCAAAAGAGUUUCAGAUGUGGGAGGAGGAGGCAAUGGCGAUGGGCUUUUUAUACUGCGCCUCUGGUCCACUGGUGCGGAGCUCUUAUAAGGCUGGUGAGUACUAUAUCAAAAAUAUUCUGAAGCAACGCGAAACCGCCAAAGCAACAACAACAACGAAUACUGCUUCUGCGGACACGAAUGCAUCUUCUACUGCAGCUUCUGCGACGUCUUCGGCGAAGUCGUAG
Messenger RNA from Trypanosoma conorhini, 1263 nucleotides. Its product is annotated as putative lipoic acid synthetase, mitochondrial precursor. Gene Ontology annotation, biological process: lipoate biosynthetic process. The coding region runs from base 1 to 1263 and encodes 420 amino acids. NCBI's taxonomy places the organism in Eukaryota, Euglenozoa, Kinetoplastea, Trypanosomatida, Trypanosomatidae. The record is from RefSeq and is a predicted model, not a curated record. The transcript has a single exon. Gene Ontology annotation, molecular function: lipoate synthase activity; 4 iron, 4 sulfur cluster binding. Gene Ontology annotation, cellular component: mitochondrion.